AUGGAAACCACCCCACCUGGCCAUAUUAAAAUCAAUAUUGAUGGUGCUUGGAUUAAAGAGACAAAAUUCACUGAUGUUUGUGCUCUAGCUAGAGACUGCAAUGGUUCUAUGAUCGAUGGUUCUACUCGUCUUUGUGUUUCUGGCUCCUCUCUUGAGGCUGAAGCUAGAGCUUCUUUGGAAGCAGUAGAGCUAUCUGAACGCAUCCCACAUGUUCCUAUCCUCCUUGAAUCUGAUUCAAAAUAUUUAGUGGACUCCAUCAACAACAUUUCAAGCAAUUGUCAUUGGAGGAUUGCUCCAAUUAUCUCAAAAAUCAAGAACGAUAUUACCUUGUUGCAUCGGUCUACUUGGUUUUGGGUCCCAAGAGAAGCGAAUCCAGCUGCCGAUUUGGUGGCCUUGUUAGUUGUGCAGAAGAAGUGCUCGGACGUCUGGAUUGAUCGUCCUCCUUCUUCCCUGGUCUUUGUUCUAUCCCGUGAUGGUUUGCCUUACCCACUGCCUCCCAACCCAAAUUGCGGACCCUCUUGA
This is a messenger RNA of Argentina anserina (silverweed cinquefoil), 522 nucleotides long. RefSeq lists its product as uncharacterized. The transcript has a single exon. The record is from RefSeq and is a predicted model, not a curated record. NCBI's taxonomy places the organism in Eukaryota, Viridiplantae, Streptophyta, Magnoliopsida, Rosales, Rosaceae. Bases 1 to 522 code for a protein of 173 amino acids. Gene Ontology annotation, molecular function: RNA-DNA hybrid ribonuclease activity; nucleic acid binding.